GUAAGCGCCCUGUGCAGUUCGGUUGCUAGGCACUUGCAAGAUAUGAAGCACAAUUGGCCACGAUGAUCGAGUUUGGUUCCGCCUUCUUUCGGAAAGUCUGUCUGAGAAUCAGAGAGGGAAUGAUGAUGGUUGCGAUGCUAAAUUUGGCACUAUAUGUGGGGUUCUAACCAAGCACAGCACCCCAAUACCACCCACCAAUCCCCCCGCCUCGGCCUCCCGUUGCCGAGGGAUGGAGAAGUUCAACAUCUCCAACCAUCGUAUGACCUAGAUGUUAACGACUUUGAAGUUCGGAAGUAAAGUUAAAAAAGGACUGGACUUUUACCAACGCCUGCUGUAUGGGCUCGUGGAGGAUCAUCAUGCGUCCCCUGUUCGCGGCUCGAUCACACAUCGCAACCUUGAGGCCCACAGCCCAAGUUGCUCCAAAUGUGUUGUGUCGUCUCCAAAGCUCCCAUGCUGCUAGUUUUGCGACAACAGCGAGGCGGUCCCGAGGCCCCAUCGAGAAGCUCGAGAUCGUGAAUGGCGGCAUCGCUAUCAAACCAGCCGCCGGAACAAUCGCCAAGCGCCAUGUGCUCCCAGGUUUAUGGCUACGAGACAAUUGCCGAUGUUCAUCUUGUGUGAAUCAGGACACAAUGCAGCGGAAUUUCAACACCUUUGAUAUACCACGCAACAUCCGGCCGGAAAAAGUCGAGCCGACCGAGGUCGGAAUUGGCGUCACUUGGGCUGAUGGCCACCGGAGCGAGUAUCCCUGGAGUUUCCUCCAGUUUUACCAGAACUCGAAUCACCGGGAACCGGAGCCGCUUCAGCGGCACUACUGGGGUGCCGAGGCUUCGGAUAAGCCUCCCACGGUGGCAUAUGACAAAGUCAUGUUGCCAGACGACUCGGGGGUGGCGGAGCUGACUGCUAAGAUUAAAGAGCAUGGGUUUGCCUUCGUCGAGGGCACCCCAUACGACGACCCAGAAGACACGCGAGUGCUUCUUGAACGCAUUGCCUUCAUCAGGCUGACCCAUUACGGGGGAUUCUACGACUUCACCCCUAAUCUAGCAAUGGCAGACACGGCUUACACAAACAUUGCACUUCCUGCCCACACAGAUACGACUUAUUUCACCGAUCCAGCAGGCUUGCAGUCCUUUCACCUCCUAUCGCACCAAAAUGCGCCGGGAGUAUCAUCGGACGAUGCGGCCGCUGGGGGGAAGUCUCUGCUCGUCGACGGAUUCAACGCUGCCAGGAUUUUGAAGACGCAAGACCCCAAGUCAUACGACAUUCUCAGCAAAGUUCGUCUUCCCUGGCAUGCGAGUGGCAACGAGGGGAUCACAAUAGCCCCUGAUAAGCGUUACCCCGUAUUGGAACUCGACCAAGAAACCGGGGAGCUGCACCGAGUGCGGUGGAACAACGAUGAUCGAGGCGUGGUACCCUUUACAGAGGAGUACUCACCGGAUAAGUGGUACGAUGCUGCACGCAAGUGGGAUUCUAUCCUAAGAAGAAAGGAUGUCGAGUGCUGGGUCCAGCUCGAGCCCGGCAAGCCUCUGAUCUUUGACAACUGGAGAGUGCUCCAUGGCCGAAGUGCCUUCUCUGGCAUCAGGAGGAUCUGCGGGGCUUAUAUUACCAGAGACGACUAUAUAUCAAGGUGGAGGAACACUAACUUCCCACGGUCGGAUAUCCUGGAGAGGAUCAUUGGUUAGCUCCAUACGUUUCGCACAUGGCAUAUGAAGUCAGACAGCUAUAAUAUCGGUAGCAAUAAUAUCGGCGACGCCGGUAUCUAGGUACCUAGGUACCUAGGUUGGGUCGAGACAUCUUGCAGCUCCUCUAGGCAUGUUCAUAGGCCCUCCUUCCGUGUGUGGCUCGCUGCAUUCGUCGUCGCUUCCCGUCGGGGUUUCUGUUGUCAGCUGCAAUGCAAUGCCAAUAUGUGCAGUGUGCCCCUCAUUUGCCCCGCCAUGUCAGCUCACCAUUUGGACCCCUUCUAUCCUUCC
Phialemonium atrogriseum is the source of this 1967-nucleotide messenger RNA. RefSeq names its product trimethyllysine dioxygenase. The transcript has 10 exons. Gene Ontology annotation, biological process: carnitine biosynthetic process. The record is from RefSeq and is a predicted model, not a curated record. NCBI's taxonomy places the organism in Eukaryota, Fungi, Ascomycota, Sordariomycetes, Cephalothecales, Cephalothecaceae. Gene Ontology annotation, molecular function: iron ion binding; trimethyllysine dioxygenase activity. Gene Ontology annotation, cellular component: mitochondrion. The coding region runs from base 336 to 1679 and encodes 447 amino acids.